This is a messenger RNA of Podarcis muralis (Common wall lizard), 5589 nucleotides long. It is a transcript of the gene BROX, whose product is annotated as BRO1 domain and CAAX motif containing. The record is from RefSeq and is a predicted model, not a curated record. NCBI's taxonomy places the organism in Eukaryota, Metazoa, Chordata, Lepidosauria, Squamata, Lacertidae.
GAGAAAGGCGGCCGCUGAUGGGGGAGACACAAACACACACGCGCCGGAGGGUUGGCGGGACGCGACUUCGUGCUCUUUUUAAUACUCCGGUGUUUGGCCCGGUUGUGUGUUGGUGAGGCCAGACGGGGAAGAGAUUCCCCUUGGCAGGGCCUGCGACGAGUGAAGUAAUGUUUAUAAGCAAAAGAUGACCACGCCCUGUAGAGAAGCACUACUUUGCCUUUCUCAAUCCGCUAAGUUUUGCCAGGGAUUUGAGGGAGGUAUGUGCACUCCUUCAUUCCGCAUGUCUACUCAUAAGCUUGCUGUAGUUCUAAGCCUGCAGGAGACACUCAGAAAUGACUCACUGGUUUCAUCGAAACCCUUUAAAGGCUACAGCUCCUGUCUCAUUCAAUUACUAUGGGGUAGCCACCACUCCAGCUGCAACAAAGAUUUGCAAUGAUCUAAGAUUAUCACGAAGCCGACUCUUGGAGCUUUUUACAGAUCUUAGUUGUAAUCCAGAUAUGAUGAAAAACGCAACUGAUUCCUAUUUUUCACUCUUGAAAGGCUUUAUAGUUUCAUUGGAUGACUCUUCACAGGACAGCAAGCUGAGAUAUAUUCAGAAUUUUAAGUGGACAGACACCUUGCAAGGACAAGUACCAAGUGCCCAACAAGAUGCUGUGUUUGAAUUAAUUUCCAUGGGAUUUAAUGUGGCUUUGUGGUACACAAAAUAUGCAUCGAGGUUGGCAGGAAAAGAAGACAUAACCGAAGAUGAAGCAAAAGAUGUCCACAGGAGUAUGAAAAUAGCAGCUGGGAUUUUCAAACACUUAAAGGAAAGCCACAUCCCUAAGCUGAUCACUCCUGUAGAAAAGGGAAGAGAUUUAGAAGCUCGACUGAUAGAUUCCUACGUUAUCCAGUGCCAAGCUGAAGCACAAGAAGUGACUAUUGCCCGAGCUAUUGAACUGAAACACAAUCCUGGUCUAAUAGCUGCUCUGGCCUAUGAAACAGCUAAUUUCUAUCAAAGAGCAGAUCAAAUGUUAUCCAGCCUGGACCCAGCAUAUACAACCAAGUGGCGAAAAUACCUUCAGCUGAAGUCAUGUUUCUAUAUGGCCUAUGCCUACUGCUACCAUGGUCAAACACUCCUGGCCGGUGAUAAAUGUGGAGAAGCCAUUAGGUCUUUGCAGGAAUCAGAAAAAUUUUUUGCCAAGGCUGAAGCUUUGUGCAAAGAAUACGGUGAAACCAAAGGUCCUGGAACUACAGCUAAGCCUUCUGGCCACCUCUUCUUUCGGAAACUGGGAAGUCUGGUGAAAAAUACCUUAGAAAAAUGCCAGCGAGAGAAUGGAUUCAUUUACUUCCAGAAGAUUCCCCCAGAGGCUCCCCAGCUGGAGCUGAAGGCAAACUAUGGUCUGGUUGAGCCAAUUGCUUUUGAGUUCCCUGCUUUGCAUGCACACUGGACUUCAGAAGCCCUUUCUGCGUUUGAUCUCACCAAAAGGCCAAAGGAGGACAGUGCUAAACCAAAACCAGAGGAGGAAGUGAAACCUGUGAAAGAACCAGAUAUAAAACCUCAAAAAGACACUGGGUGCCAGAUCUCUUAAAUGCUUUGAAAUAGCCCUUGUGAGCUGCAUUUUGUGAACUCUGGGUUUUUUAUCAUCUACCUUGUUUUCUGGACUUUCUCAUCCUACAAAGGAAUUCACUGCUUUUCGAGUUUUUAUAGAUACUUUUCUUUUAAGCUCUCUUUUAGAAGAAUUAAGCGAUUAAAAUUGGAAUUGUCAUAAAUGUACCCUUCUCAGCAUAGAAAGUUUAGAUGAAUUUGCACUGGAAGGUGGAAUAAAUGAUAGUGAAUACAAGAGAUGAAACAGAAGCAGGUGAGUCUUGGGAGAGGCAGUAUUUUGCGAAGGAGGAAGACUGAACAGGAGGAAAUUUUGUAGAAGCUUUAAGGUGGCAUGUAAAAGAGCUGACUGAAAAUACAAAAGUCAAGGAACAUUUUUAAAAGGUAGGACAAAUCCAUAGUACUGAAUUUUAAGAGCAAGGAUGUUAAGUUGAGGCAAUGGAGACUUCUAGGGGAAUCAAAGUAAUAAUCUAUUUAAAGAAAUGGUAUGGAAAUAUAGUGCCUCACCUUGCUAAGGGAAUAGAACGUUUUAGCUCGUGUAAUUUUUACCCUGGCAGGAAUACAACUGAUGCCAUUUUGACACUUCAAAUACAGCAAGUGAAAUACACGUAAAAUAUGCUUUUGGAAGGUAUUUGACCUUGAAGUCCUUUGACAGAAACAAAAUGUCUUAUUUUGGUCAUGCUUGGGGAAGAGAGAUUAGGAACAUAUGUUAAGCAAGAUUUAGCCUUUGCACCAAAAGGGCUAAACAGAAGCAAAACUUUUACAGAAGGACUAUGCAACACUUAAUUGAACGCAGAGCUGCCUUGGAUAAAUAUCAAGCUGCUCUGUUGUGUUAAAAAAAAAAUAUCUACCCACUUCAGAGUCUAGCAAAUAACACAUUAUGGGGAAGGCCUGAAGAUAAUGGCAGAUCUGUGUAGUAAAUAUGAAGAGGAUUCGUGUUAAGUAUUUGUGCCAACUGCUGUUAUCAGAAAUGGGGUAAAAUCAGUUUAAAAGGUUAUUGUAAGUGUAGAGAAAGGAUGAAGGAGAAACAAAAUUGUGGAGUUAUGGGAGUUGCAAUGAGAUAAGACUAAUAGAAUGGAAAAGCAGAAUCAAAAUGUGUCAUGGAAGAUGGGGAUGAUGUUUGUGGAAUAGAGUGGCUGUACUGAUUCCGUUCAGAAACCUGGGCUGCGUCUAGACACAUCAAAAAAGUGUUUCAGUUAAAUGACUUGUAAAUUUAAAUAGGGAAAACAGGUAGAGAAAAACAAGACUCCACAUUGCCAUCUGGUGGCACAGUGUUAUAUCGCAUAUACAACGCAUAUAAAUCGCCUUUUCGUUACCAACCUAGCUGAGUCCCUGGUUGUGGAUAACCAGCAGAUUUCAAAGAUCUAGAAUGGUGACCUGGGGGGGGGGGGAAAUGUUGACUCUUGAGAGCCAAGGCAAAAGAAUGUUGCUGUGUGUGAGCUACUUGGAUUACGCUAUGGGAAACUAGUAGAAUCUGGUUUGCAGAACAUUGCUUUGAAAGAAAAAUAUCCUGUAAUAACAACUACCGUUAACACAUGAUUGGAAAAAUUGCUGCUCCAGCCUACAAUUGAAUUUGUAUAUAUUUGUAUCAACAGUGUCCUCAGUAAAUUACUCUGGCUCGCUACCUGUAUUUGGGGAAAGUAAGGUUAUUUAAUGCAGUGUGGUAUCCGCUUGGAUGGACUCGCCAAAGCCUAAAAACACCUUUAAGAUGUGACAUGCUACUGGGCUCAUGCCCUCCUUGUGGGCUUCCCAUAUUCACUUGGUAAGGAUGGAACACUAGUCUGAAUGGACUUUUUUCUGGACCCAUCAGGGCUCCUUUUAUUAUUUGGGCCAGCCGUGCCAGUACAAGUCCAGAGCCUUCAUUUCCAUCAAAAUUUACAAUCAUCCAGUGGUUUAGGAUGUCUUCUUGCUGCCUUACACCACACUGGAUGAAAGAAUAGUGUUCUGAUGUAUGAAAACAUAUAUGAAUAUGCACUGAGAAGCUCAUGGUAUAUGUAAAAGACUGGGAGGAUGUCCAGCCAGGGAUUAGUAGGGAUCAGAUAAGCCUGAACGGCUUAACAAAUCUUUGGAAUGUAUUGUGCUAAGGAACUGUAGAUUAUGUUCUUAUUAGGGGUUCUGGUCAGUAACCUUAAAUUAACCAGUUUGUAAAAUGUAGUUAAUGAACAGUUAGGAGUUGGCAAACAACCUGCCCCCAGGCUUAGCAUAGAAAAUAAGUUUCAUAGCUCAGUCCUGGUUGUAUGUAUUCAGAGGUAAACAGUCAGUUAUUUCAGUGGAGCUUAACUCACAUAUAAGUGCUGCCUUUGCGUGCUUUCACUUACCAUCCAUACUUCUCAUGCUCUUAUUUAUUCCAUAACCUUCUUUUCCUCUCUGUUGCAUCAGGUGGGUCCCGUCCCCCGACCACAUGCCUGCAGGUUCAGCCAUCUGUAGUUCUCAACCAGCAGUGUAAGAAGUUUUGGCUGCAUGUUCUUAUUCUUGUUCAGCCCCUUAUCUUUGGUUGCUCUGAAGCUGCCACUAACUACUGCACAAAGCGCUUUGUGUGCUCAGGGUUGUGAUUCCCAGCCCAGUACUCCAGCUUGUAGUGGAUGCCCUUGUAUGUUACACACAUUAGUAUGUACACCACUUUUUCAUCUCUUGGGUUUUUCUUCCAACUCUGCUUCUUUCCUGCUGCCCUCGCUCCGUUUCUGACUGCACAUUCCCGACUGGUAAGAUCUUCCUGAAGCUAUUGGAGGAAUAGGUGUGACAUGACGGGUUAAAAGUCUUCAGUACACAAGCCAGUUUUAAAUUAAAUAGAAACGUGUGAUUCCAGUGGGCUUAUCGGCGCUUCCCUUUCUUUUGCUCUUUCCAGGCACAGCCCACACUUUAAGGCUCUGUGUCUGAGCAUCCUUUCUUGUGCCUCCAGGGUUUUCCCCUGUGAAAAUCUGUUCUUUAAAGCUCAGUCAGAGCAAACAGCAAUCCACAGAAAAUCUGAACUGAUGUUUUGGUGGGGCAAAAAGCUCCCAACAGCCAAUGCUUAGAUAUGGGGCUUUUAAGUGUAUUCCUGUGCCUGGAAAGAGCAGGACAAAAUGUAAGGUUGGCUAAACCCUCUGACUUGUUGGUGUGUUUGAUGGUGAAAAGGCACUGCUUCAAAUCUGUGGAAAUGUUAGCUGGCGCUGCAAGAUGCUUUGAAGAAUAUAGUGAUUUUUGUACUGGUCACUAAUGAGGCAGCAUGUUAGUGAGCGUAUUUGCAGAUUUGGGAUUCCAAAAUUAUCCUUGGCAGUAAAAAAACAUUCCGUUUAUUUUUAGAACAGCUGUGUUUAUGUAUUUAAGGUUUCCUAGUGUACAUGUUUGCACACUCUCAUACAAAAACACAUGCUGAAAGUUCCUGAUUGCUUUUUUGGAGUUGGGGAAACUUUACUCUUUACGUCUUGCCAUUACUGGAAUGCUGGUUGAGAUCUGUAUCAAGAGGGAAUUAACAGAUCUUCCUGGUCCCUUUCCCAAGCUUGGGUGGCCUUUGACUGCAUAUCAAGAAUGUGGUAUGAAUGGAAAUGAAUCAACAUGCUCUUGGAUUUCUGUUUGCCUUUUACCAUUAUUUUGACUCGGAUGUCAUGUAGUAUAUUUAAUUAUGUAUAUAAUUAAUGAAAACAGGGCAUGAUCUUUUUACACUCCAGUGUAUAUAGAUUUCUCUUUUGUAAUUGUGACAUUUUUCUCAUGAAGGAUAAGCUACUCAGUAUCAGUAUGCAUUCCCUACAUUUAAUACUUCUAAUUUGCCUCUUUGGUUUGCUCCCCUGCUUGCCAUAACAUUCUUAAGAGAAGCUGGUUGGGACUUUAUGGACGAAUGAAUUACUUAACAUGCAAGCUGGACAUUUUCAUAUUAUUUUCUGAAUGUUGGGCUGCUUUUCCUUAUGCACUCAUAAUUAAAAUGUAUCUGAUGGAAAAUGUAGCAAUUGAUUUUAAAACACUGCUCUGUAAAGCACCAUGUAUGUUGAUGGAGCUGUAGGAAUAAUAAAAUGCCUAGCAUGUUCAGAGUU